UAGUACAUCAUUAGCUUUCAAAAAAUUAUCACAACUUUGCAUCCACAAAUCAGUUUGUUAUUCUAGUUGAAGAUGGUUGGAGUUGGGGUUCCAAUUUGCGUGCAAUGUGGCACCACCAGCAACCCUUGCCGGUGCAAGGUGGUGGGGCCAACCCUCGGCUUCUUGGCCUUUGCGGCGGCGGCGGCGGCGGCGGUUGAGUGGCCGGUGGGGGCUCUUGUCUAUUGCUUUCGCCACAUGAAGGGUCGCAAAAUCAUGGCUCAUCCUGCCACUGUCAUCUAUCCUUCAGUCACCAACGCCAUCCCCAUAUAG
Messenger RNA from Abrus precatorius (Indian licorice), 309 nucleotides. RefSeq lists its product as uncharacterized. The transcript has a single exon. The coding region runs from base 73 to 309 and encodes 78 amino acids. The record is from RefSeq and is a predicted model, not a curated record. Lineage: Eukaryota; Viridiplantae; Streptophyta; Magnoliopsida; Fabales; Fabaceae.